AUGUCGAGAGUAUUAGUUCCGUUCACUUUGGUAGCCAUAUAUUUUCACCUAACAAUAAUUCAAGCAGCAGAUCCAUGCAAAACACAUGAAGUUCUCCAGGAUGAUACUAGAUCGGCAAUUCGAGAGCUUGGUUCAACAGAAACAGAAUUUUGCGAUCGCAGUUUAAAGCUAGCAUGGUAUAAGUUAGAAGAUCCUAUAUUAGGAAACGCAACAGAUAUGCCUACACAAUGCAUUCCGAUUAUGCGAUGUGCAUCAACUGCUCCGAUCUGGCUUAACGGAACUCUUCCAAAGAACAAGGGUGACGUGGAAAAGAUAACAGCUUGUAAAAGAGGUUUUCUUUCUUGUUGUGAUAAUGAAUUUCAAAUAGAUGUAAAAAACUGCGGAAUGUUUAAUGUUUAUCAUUUAUCACCACUGGCAAGUUGUAUGGGACGCUAUUGUACAGUUGGAAGAGCAAAAUGCAAACCAGGCACUUCAUCCGAAAGCGGAUAUGAACCAUGCCACAAGGCAGAUAUUACGUUCGAUGUUAAACCAAGGAUUAUCCCACAUAUUCCAGCAACUGAUAUUAAUGAUACGGAGCGACAACUGACUUUUCGCUGCACUGGAAGUUAUUACAGCUAUCAAACUAUGAUAUUUGAUAUCAAAUAUAUGAUCGACGGUAUCGAAAUUCCAUCAAACACAUCAAACUUAUCUUAUAAUGCGAUCUUGACAAGAGGUGUACUAAAAGCAGACGACUGGACAGUGACUGGAAGAACUCUUGGAUUUAAGGUAUUACUUUUCAAAGGAAAAUAUCUAUGA
This is a messenger RNA of Mytilus trossulus (common blue mussel), 795 nucleotides long. Its product is annotated as oncoprotein-induced transcript 3 protein-like. The transcript is spliced from 5 exons. NCBI's taxonomy places the organism in Eukaryota, Metazoa, Mollusca, Bivalvia, Mytilida, Mytilidae. Bases 1 to 795 code for a protein of 264 amino acids. The record is from RefSeq and is a predicted model, not a curated record.